Messenger RNA from Morchella importuna, 1065 nucleotides. RefSeq lists its product as uncharacterized. Gene Ontology annotation, biological process: mRNA processing. Bases 1 to 1065 code for a protein of 354 amino acids. The transcript is spliced from 3 exons. Lineage: Eukaryota; Fungi; Ascomycota; Pezizomycetes; Pezizales; Morchellaceae. The record is from RefSeq and is a predicted model, not a curated record.
AUGGACCAACUCGACGAAGACGAGUUCUACGGCGACACCACCACCACCACCACCACCACCGCCGCCACCACAACCACAUCCACCCCCGCGCAGCCUACGCCCCCCACGCAGUCGCAGAGCACGCCGGCGGUGUCGGCGGCCCCCGCCGCGGACACCCCGAUGGCGCUGCCAGGGCUCCCGGGCCUCACCGCGUCCCUGACGCCGGGGGGUAAUGGUGGAGACACGCCGAUGACGACCGCGGGCGCGGAUGAGAGCCUGGAGGAGGGCGAGGAGGAGGAGGAGGAGGAGGAGGUGGAGGUGGAGGAUAGUGAUGAUGAGAUCGAAUUCGUGAUUGAGCGCAAAGACGGCACCCGCCCCGAACCCCCCCCGCAGCCCUCGCGCUACAACCAACCCAUCAAGACUAUCCCCCUCGACUCGGACACCCUCCUCCCCGCCGACAAGCCCUGGCGCAAGCCCGGCGCCGACGUAACAGACUACUUCAACUACGGCUUCGACGAGUUCACGUGGACCGCAUACUGCCAGAAGCAGGAGUCGCUGCGCGACGAGUAUGACCCCCAUAAGCUGAUGGAGCAGAUGAUGCUCCUCUCCGGGAUGGGAAUUGGCCUGCCGGCGAUGGAGAUGCCGGAUAUGGGCGCGAUCAUGAGCUUUCCCGGCGGCCCUGGGCAGCAACAGGCGGCUGGGCCUGGGGGCGUGGGUGUCGGCGUCGGUGCCGGCAUUGGUGUUGGUGUGGGGGUUGGGCCUGGCGGCGACAUGGGCAUGGGUGACGCGCCGUAUGGUGGGCCUGGCGGGUUCGAUCAGAGCGCGGCGGCGUAUGGGAGGGCGCAGGUGGGCAUGUAUGGCCCUGGAGGCGGCGGCGGGGAGGAGCAGGCGGGGAUGGAUUACUCGGUGUAUAAUCGCCCGCCGCAGGGGCCUGGGGCGGGGAUGGGCGGGUAUGGCGGGUAUGAUCAGGGGAUGAUGCAGCAGCAGCAGCAACAGCAGCAACAGCAGCAGCAGCAGCAGCAGCAGGGGGGGAAUAGGGGGUAUGGGCCGGGCCCGAGGGGGAGGGGGGGGAGGAGGGGGUGGUAG